AUGGCCGGCGAAACCCCCCAACUUCUCAAGUUCGACAUCUGCGUCUACAGGAAGAGCGACAUCCCAUUUGAAGAUUUCAUCAAGUGGGCUACGGUGGAGUAUCCUCCCAGAACUGUUCCCAUCAUGAAAAAACACGGCAUUGUCCAGUUUGCGCAGACGGUAACCCCGCCAGAGCUCCGCGAGGCUUACCGGAAUGUGCUGAAGAACGACCUGGGACGGCUGGAAUGGACGGUUUCCGACUACGAUCUCGUCCUGUCCUACUGGCUGCGCAGCCCGAACGACCUUGUUGCACUCACCCAAGAUCCCGAGUGGAUCGAGCUCGAGAAGGACGCCCGGGCGCGGAUCAACUUUUCCAUCGGUCACUUUGUCAUCGGCCACGAGAUCGUCCAGCUCACCAGCAGCGACGCUCGUGUAGCGGCCACCGCCUAA
This is a messenger RNA of Thermothielavioides terrestris NRRL 8126, 429 nucleotides long. RefSeq lists its product as uncharacterized. The transcript has 2 exons. Lineage: Eukaryota; Fungi; Ascomycota; Sordariomycetes; Sordariales; Chaetomiaceae. Gene Ontology annotation, molecular function: oxidoreductase activity. The record is from RefSeq and is a predicted model, not a curated record. The coding region runs from base 1 to 429 and encodes 142 amino acids.